AUGUAUGCGAAAGAAGAAAUAGAAAUGAAUGAAUUCUAAGUUGAAGAUCCACAAGAACUAUCGAUAGAAGAGCAAAUCUCUGAGAAAAUGAAACCUUAAAUAUCUAGCUCAGAACUAAAAGCUAUCAUUAGAUUUACUGUAUUAUAUUUUGUGAUUGGAAUACCAGCUGGAUUUUAUGCCUCAUUGACUCUUCUUCUUUAGGGAAGUGGCAUUUCAUCAGGCUAGAUGGCUUUUUGGGUUACUAGUCUUUAUCCAUUAUCUUUCAAAUUAAUCUUGGCUCCCUUUGUGGAUAGUUUCUAUUUAAGUAAAUUUGGAAAGAGGAAGACUUAUGUGAUACCUUCCUUGUAUAUGCUUGGUUUAACAUUCAUAACUCUGGCAUAUAGUGGGUAUUCGUAAUGGAUAGAAGAACUUAAUUUGUAUCCUUUGUUUGGAUUAACAAUAUUACUUACAGUUUUGUAAGCGUGUGCAACCAUAGCAACUAAUGGAUGGGUUCUAACAUCUUUCUCAAAACAUUAUGUUCAUUUGGGGGCAACUUGUUAGAUGGUUGGAUUAUCAUUAGGAUUUGUAUUUAGUUAUGCUAUAUUGAUGAAUAUAACAUCUGGUUACUUUUGUCAUGAAUAUUUGGGUUUAGAUUAACCAAUAAUAUCAUUAAACUCAUACACAUAUAUUUUAGGUUCUUUAAUAUUAUUAAUAGCAAUUAUCACAUAAUGCUUAGUUACUGAAGAUUAUUUAGAGGAGGAAAAACCUAAUUUUAUCUAGGUUUUAAGAUUAUCAUUUUCAUUAUUAAGUAAUCCAAAUUUACGAUUUUUAUUACUGUUUCUGUUAACAAGGAGAUUUGCAUUUGCUCCAGUGAUAGCAUCAACAUCAUUAAACUUAAUUCAAAUGGGAUUCCCUUAAUCUGAAUAUGCGUCUAUUGAAGCUCUAUGUACUACAUCUUGGAUAUUAAGUUCUUUAUUGGUUGCUAAGUACUUAUAAAGAGGGAAGGAGAUGACUUGGGUAUUAAAUGCUUAUUAUCUAAUGUUUUUGGUUAUGGCAACUCAUUUUGUUUAUGUUAUUAGCUUUAUCAAAAUGGGGGGAUAUAAUAAGUUUACUUAAGCCUUUGUCUUAUAAUAUCUAUAUGAAUUUAAUAAUUCAUUUAUUUCAUGCACAUUAUCUGCAUUCUUUUUGAGAAUUGCUGAUCCAACCAUUGGUGGAACAUAUGCCACAUUAUUAUUUAGUUGUUAUUUAUUUGGAACUUAGUUUUCCGCUAGUGUUUCCUUAUUUUUAUUGCAUCUGCUUCCAUACAAAACUGUUGUGCUCUUAGGAUGGUUAUAUGGAUUGAUUUACUUUACAGUUAUCAAAGAUAAAUUAAUUAAAUUACAAUUUUUUGAUUUAAAAUCUUGGAAGCUUAUGUGA
This is a messenger RNA of Paramecium tetraurelia, 1395 nucleotides long. RefSeq lists its product as uncharacterized. Gene Ontology annotation, cellular component: membrane. NCBI's taxonomy places the organism in Eukaryota, Ciliophora, Oligohymenophorea, Peniculida, Parameciidae. Gene Ontology annotation, molecular function: acetyl-CoA transmembrane transporter activity. The transcript is spliced from 4 exons. The record is from RefSeq and is a predicted model, not a curated record.